CCCAACUCAUUAUUUGUUGAGAGUUAGCAGACAAGUACGUUUUCUACUCUAAAGUCUAAAAGUGCUCAAGGUGAUCUAAUCUAGUUAGUCUACAAAAUGAAUCUCAUCUUGGUUGCCUUUCUCUGCUUCUCGACUGCCUCAGUUAUUAUUGUUUCAAGCACUCAACCCGUUCCGUUUUGUAACCCAAAAGCUCCACCUCCGUGCAUCGACAAAAAGUUUGGCUUCUGCAUAAACGACUAUGACUAUCCGAUGGACGACAUUCAGACGACCAUUGAGGAAUCUGAAUCAGUUAAGAAGUUUAUCAACAAAACAAUUACGAACAGAAGGCGAGCAAUCAAGAAAAAAGAAACUGGCUGUCAAACUACAAAUCUUCUCGUCAAACCACUGCGAUUGCGCAACAUUGACAGAGAUUGGCUAGUUAUCGUUCAAGAUACCAACGAUAUAUUUCAGCGGGAAGAAAUUGCUAUCUGUUCUCAUCCAAAUGUUCCCUGUCGGACACCGAGUCGGACAGGGAACAUAUCAUCCCGUUCCACGUAUUGCCAUCAAAAGUUUUCUACCCGAAAACUGCUAGCCUUCGACCCGUGCAAUCCGGAUCGUGGUGUCUAUGUCGAGUCUUUCAAAUUACAAUCGGCAUGCGAUUGUCGCCUUUAAUUCAUUUGUAAAGUUUUCUGGUAUUUUGCCGGGAUUACAGUUAUUCAUUUUCCUUUUAAAUAUGUGAGCAUAUGUAGAAUCCCAAGUAUCGGUAAAAUUAAAAAAAUACAAAAGCCUAACCAUGA
Daphnia pulex (common water flea) is the source of this 776-nucleotide messenger RNA. RefSeq lists its product as uncharacterized. Lineage: Eukaryota; Metazoa; Arthropoda; Branchiopoda; Diplostraca; Daphniidae. Gene Ontology annotation, cellular component: extracellular region. The coding region runs from base 97 to 651 and encodes 184 amino acids. Gene Ontology annotation, molecular function: growth factor activity; Toll binding. The record is from RefSeq and is a predicted model, not a curated record. Gene Ontology annotation, biological process: innate immune response; regulation of Toll signaling pathway; central nervous system formation. The transcript has 3 exons.